AUGUCACCAAAGUCGGGCGCCGCCACGCCUUCAUCCGAGAUGGACACCUCCGACCCAAUCGCCAUCGUGGGAAUGGCCGUGAGGCUUCCCGGUGGCGUGAAGAACACAGAAGACUUCUGGAACCUGAUGAUGAAUAAGCAAAGCGGUCUCAUCCCCAUCCCUAAAGAGAGAUGGAACAGCGAAGGCUUCUACAGUCCUGUUGCGAAAUGGGGAACCGUUCAAAACAAAGAGGCUUACAUGUUCAGCCAAGCCGAUAAUGACCUUACAAAGUUUGAUGCCUCUUACUUCACAUGUGGUGAGAAGGAAAUCGAGCGCAUGGACCCCAUGCAAAGACAACUGCUAGAGAUCGCGCGCGAAUGUCUGGACAAUGCCGGCGAGACUAACUGGCGCGGCCAAGAGAUUGGCUGUUACGUCGGCAACUUCUCAUCAGAUUGGCAAGAUGACUUGUCCAUGGACCCGCACGCUUCUGGCCUAUACCGAGGAUCUGGCUACCUCGACUUCUUACAGCCUAACCGUGUGUCAUAUGAGUAUGGCUGGACUGGCCCGAGUAUGCUUGUCAAGACUGGGUGCUCCUCAUCCAUGGUCGCUCUACACCUAGCUGCUGAAGCCGUUCAAAACGGAACCUGCAAGUCGGCAAUGGCUCUUGGAUGCAACCUCAUCACAUCAGUCAUCACAUCUAUUGUCUUCACAGAAACCGGUGUCUUGUCUCCCAGCGGCAAAUGUAAAACCUUCGAUCUGCUUGCCGAUGGGUACGGCCGCGGUGAAGCCGUCAAUGCUGUCUACGUCAAGAGACUAAGCGAUGCUCUAAGAGACGGUAACCCAGUCAGAGCCAUCCUUAGAGCAAGCGGCACCAACAAUGAUGGUCGAUCCAACGGUAUCAUGAGUCCAAACACUUACUUGCAAGAGGCCUUGAUUCGAAAGACUUACGAGAAGGCCGGUCUACCAUUCAACAAGACGGCCUUCUUCGAGUGCCAUGGCACUGGUACUCCUACUGGUGACCCGCUUGAGGUGGCAGCAGUCGCUCGGAUCUGGAAGGAUCACGAUGGUGUGAUGAUUGGUGCUGUCAAACCCAAUGUCGGACAUUCAGAAGGUGCGGCAGGCUUGACAAGUGUCAUCAAGGCAGUCCUCGCGUUGGAAAACCGAGUGAUUCCGCCAAACAUCUACAUGGAAAACCCCAAUCCAAGGAUUCCAUGGAAUGAGGCAAAGCUUUCGGUUCCAACCGAGCCAACUUUCUGGCCUGCAGAUAGAGACGAGCGUAUCAGUGUCAACUCUUUUGGUGUAGCUGGCUCCAAUGCUCAUGUCAUUCUGGAGUCGUACGAGGGUUGGCAAAAGCUUCAAGAUGAUGCCAGCUCCAUCAGCUCAGACUCCGGCGUUAGCGUUCGCUCUCUUGGCCAGCGACUCUUGUUAUUUUCCGCUGCCCACUUGAAUUCUCUCGAAAAGCAGGUGGACCAACACAAGCAAUACAUUGAGACAAAGAGCGCUGAUUUGGACGACCUUGCUUACACUCUGGGCCAUCAUCGUGACCACCUCAGCUGCAGGGCCUAUGCUAUUGCCAACGAGGAGGGCGCCUUUGACCCGAGCAGCUUCAAGCGCAAGCCAACCACCGCCCGGCGGCUCAUUCUUACCUUCACUGGACAGGGUGUACACUGGGCUGGUAUGGGGAAAUCUCUGAUCGAAACCAAUGAGGUGUUCCGUGGAUCCAUCAGGAAGCUAGACAUUUGGCUCCAGUCACUUCCUGAAGAACACCGGCCAACCUGGACCUUGGAGAAGGAGCUGUGUAUCGACGAUGACUCUAGCAGGGUUGGCCAGCGAGGAUACUCUCACCCUUGCGCAACUGCCGUUCAGAUAGCGUUGGUCGACGUUCUCGCUAGCCUCGGGGUUCGUCCUGAUGCUGUUACUGGCCAUUCUGGAGGAGAGGCUGCUGCUGCCUAUGCCGCUGGCAGUGUCUCUGCCGAAGCGGCCAUGGCAGUUGCCUACUUCCGUGGCUGGCUCUUGGUCAAUGGCACAGUUCCCCAUGGUACCAUGGCUGCUGUCAGUCUUGGCCCGAAGGAAGUCGAGCCUUUCUUAAUCCCAGGUGUGGUUAUCGGGUGCGAGAACAGUCACCUCAACUCCACGCUGUCAGGUGACCCUGUAUGCAUCCAACACUGCGUUGACCAGAUCAUGCGCCGCCACCCCGACGUCAAGGCCAAGGUUCUCAACCUGGAGACAUCCUUCCACUCCCCAUGGAUCGAGCCUUUGGCAGGGCCAUACGAGGAGCUUCUGAAGCCAUACCUCGCCGAUGCCAAGGCUCCGACAGUUCCCCACUUCUCGAGCGUCACCGGUCUUGAGAUGACCGAAGCUGAGUUUGGAGCCAACUACUGGCGACGAAACUUUGUUCAGCCUGUGUUGUUUAAUACGGCGAUGCGGGCGAUCUUGAAGAGUAACAACAACAACCUCUUUGUUGAGGUCGGCCCCCAUCCGGCUCUUCAACGCCCCAUCAGUGAGAUUCUUCGCAACGUACCCGAGUCUUCCUGCGAAUACAUCAGCACUCUCCGCCGUGCUGAAGACACUAACCUGUCUAUGCUCCGUCUGGCUGGCGAGCUCUUUGUACAAGGAGCUCCGGUCGACAUGUCCACUAUCAUAUCCAAGGGCAGAGUUUUGACUGACCUGCCGACCUAUCCUUGGCUCCACGACGUGACUUAUAUGGAUGAACCUCGAAAUCCUUCCCGUUACAAGCAAAGAAAGCAUACCAGACACGUGCUUCUCGGUGCUAGAGUUCUUGAGGGCAAUGAUAUUGAGCCUGCCUGGCGAAACAUGCUUGACCUCAAGGAAGUUCCGUGGUUGAUGGAUCACAUCGUCAAUGGUCAGAUCGUCUUCCCUGGAGCUGGCUACGUGGCAAUGGCGGGAGAAGCCAUGCGUCAGGUAGCCAGUGGCUCAGAUGCGUACACCAUUAGGGAUAUGUCAAUCAUCACUGGCAUGACUGUUCCUAAAGAGAAGAAGAUGGAACUUUACACGCGCAUGAUUCCGGAAGACAAGCCAAGCAAUGAAGGCCAAUGGUACAACUUCAAGAUCAUGUCCUACGAUGGAUACGCCUGGGUCACGCACUGCUCCGGCUUCAUCCGUUCUGGAGCUGAGGCAGAGAAGACCUCUAUCACAAACUCUCAAGCCCAGCAAGAAUUUGCUCGCGAGAUCGACGCUGAGGGCUGGUACAGGGCCGUAAAGGCCGUUGGCAUUGACUGGCAGACCGCCUUCCAAGGGCUUGAGCAGAUCACCGCGAACACAGUCAACAGGGAAGCCACAGCGACAGUGUAUGACUUUGAAGACACAACGCACUAUGCUGCUCAUCCGACGCUCUUGGAUCAAAUGCUUCAGAUUAACCUCGUGGCGCAGACGCAUGGCCAAAAGCGGCGCCUGGACAGCAUCCUGCUCCCUACUUUCAUCUCGCGGCUGGGUGUGCUCGGGAACCAGGACCUCUGUAUGAGAGCUUAUGGCAGUAUACAGGAGGAUGCUAAAGGCAUGAACGCGAACGCUGCAAUCUACACAGAUGAAGGUCGUCCCACGGUGUAUCUGGAAGGCCUCUCCUACUCUGAGCUACCUGUCGCCAAGCGCGAAGAAGUUCUCCUUGGAAGCACCUUUGAAUGGCGAGAGGACAUUACCAUGCUGGACUCCCUUGCAGAAGUUGGGAUCACCAACUCAACCUUUGCCAAAGACAUUACCGAAGCAAUUUCUCUCCUCGGCUUCAAGUCUCCGGACUCGAAGGUCUUGGAGAUUGGAUCUGGAUCAACCGACAUUACUCGACUUGCUCUUAAUGCUCUGCAACCUACCCAUCACAAGCGACUUUACUCCGAAUACACCUAUGUGUGCACCUCUGAAGAGCAAGUUGAACAAGUCACAGAGUCUGUUGCGACUCUAGAAUGUGAUAGCGUCUCGGUCGUUGAUCUCGAGCAACUUUGCAUGUGCAACACGACUGACAUUGUCCUCUCGUCGCUUUCGACCUUGUUGUCGGACGACCGCUACUUGCUUGAUGAUUUGACAGAGCUCAAAUCACUUCAGACUGCUGGAAGUCGACUGGUCAUUCACAACGACGGCAUUGCAACCGGCGAAACCUCCAAUAGUGAAAGGAUCAGCCAGAGACUGAACAGCCUUGGCUACGUCCUUCAUUCACAGACAUCGACUGGUUUGAUACUCGCUGAGCCAGUGAAGCGUGUCAAGAUGGAAAAGAGCACAAACGUCACCAUUCUGGCAUACGACUCGAAGGAAGGCAAUGACCUAGCCAAUGGCGUCAAGUCACAAUUCGAGUCCAAGGGGUUUACUGUGCAAGUCUCCCACCAGCACACAGUUCCUGCAGAUGGGUCUCUCGUCAUCUCACUCCUGGAUCUUACUGGAAACACAAUUUACAAUCUGAGCGCCGAGACAUUCCGACCUUUCAUGGACAGUCUAUGCAACUUGCGCGGUUCUCUCAUUUGGGUCAUCCCUACUGUUCAUGGCGUUUGCAAGGAUGCCGAGCCAGCCAUGAUCCAGGGCACUGCCAGGACCGUUCGCAUGGAGAACAAGGCGGACAUUACUCUUGUCGAAGUCGAUGAUAUUUCAAGAUCAGGAAAUGGCAUUUCCAAAGCUCUAUUCAAUAUUGUUCAGAGCCUGCCAAAUCGUCGCAAAGGCGGAGAGUUGGAUGCGGACUUUGACUACGCCAUCGUGGACGGCAAGGUUCAAAUCCCUCGCAUGUACUGGUUCGGCUUCUCCGAGCCUGAAAUUAGCAAGACGCUUCCAUCAACGAAAGAAGCUCCCAUGUUUCGGGAAGACGUCUCGUACCUUCUUAUCGGUGGGUUUGGCGGCCUUGGUCGAUCUGUGGCCACUUGGCUUCUCGAGCAUGGAGCUCGCAACCUCGUCUUCCUGUCGAGAUCCGCUGGCAGUGCUGAUAACGAGCCCUUCGUUAAAGAGCUCGAGAGCUAUCCUGGCUCCGUUAUAAAGACAGUUUCCGGAGACGUCAGCAAUGCCGAUGACGUUCUCAAGGCAAUCAAUGAAGCUCCCAAGCCCGUCGCCGGAGUGAUGCAACUAUCUCUCAUUCUCAAGGACAACUCCACUGCUGAUAUGACUUGGGAGGAGUGGAGUGGAGUAGUUGAUCCUAGGGUCCGUGGUACCUGGAACGUACAUCAAGCACUUCUGGAUGCGAACAUUCCGUUGGACUUUUUCGUCAUCUUCGGCUCUGGUGGUGGGCACACUGGUUACUAUGGCCAAGCCAACUACAGUGCGGCCAAUACCUACCUUGACGCUUUUGUUGAAUACCGCCAUCACCUUGGUCUUCCAGCCUCCAUCAUCGAUCUUGGUGUGGUUGGUGACGUCGGAUACCUCCUCGAGCGGGACGAUCUCUAUGAGGGCUUCAGGAAUGGUGGCUUCUUCUUCUUGAAGGAGCAGGACGUUCUCGACUCUGCGGCCAUCGCUGUGGCUAAUUCCUCCGGAGGGCCGUACAGCAGCUUCUGUCUUGGAGGACUCUCUGAGAAGCCCCUUUCUGACCCCUCUAAUCGUGUCAACUGGAAGAGAGAUGUUCGCUUCGCUCAGUCUCAUUAUUUUCACAAGUCGAAUGUCGCAAGCCCUGGAGAGGCUAAGGAGAAUGAUGAGGCCGAGACAUUCAUCUCGCUCGCCAGAUCAGAUCCCGCUACUCUCCGAGACAGCGCGACAGUCACGAGCCUCGCUGGCUUCAUCAGUGCCACUCUCAGUCACCUUAUGCUGAGGCCAGUUGAGGAUUUCCCCCUUACUGAGAAUUUGACCUCGAUUGGUUUGGAUUCCAUCAUUUCGAUCGAGUUAGUGGACUGGAUUCAUCAACAAUUUCACAUUGGUUUGACUUCUAUGGAAGUCACGCAGUGUACUUCUUUAAUGCAUCUCGCUGAGAAGAUCAUCGAGGAAGUCAUUUCAUCCGUGUGA
Molecule: messenger RNA, 5898 nt
Organism: Colletotrichum fioriniae
Lineage: Eukaryota; Fungi; Ascomycota; Sordariomycetes; Glomerellales; Glomerellaceae
Biological process (GO): fatty acid biosynthetic process; secondary metabolite biosynthetic process
Molecular function (GO): phosphopantetheine binding; fatty acid synthase activity; 3-oxoacyl-[acyl-carrier-protein] synthase activity
Source: RefSeq, a predicted model, not a curated record